This is a messenger RNA of Tympanuchus pallidicinctus (lesser prairie-chicken), 2509 nucleotides long. RefSeq names its product microtubule associated protein RP/EB family member 1 (gene MAPRE1). The transcript has 7 exons. Gene Ontology annotation, cellular component: cytoplasmic microtubule; spindle midzone; microtubule plus-end. Gene Ontology annotation, molecular function: microtubule plus-end binding. Lineage: Eukaryota; Metazoa; Chordata; Aves; Galliformes; Phasianidae. The coding region runs from base 134 to 925 and encodes 263 amino acids. The record is from RefSeq and is a predicted model, not a curated record. Gene Ontology annotation, biological process: protein localization to microtubule plus-end; spindle assembly; regulation of microtubule polymerization or depolymerization.
CGUUCUUCCUGCGUUGCGGCCGCCGUGACGUUGCGCGGGUGACGUGAGCGCGCCGCGUGCGCGUGACGUGGUCCCGGGCAGCGGGCGGGGCCGGUUUGAACGCGGAGGAGACGGGGCGAGUGCGGGGCAGAAAAUGGCUGUGAAUGUGUACUCCACGUCGGUGACGAGCGACAACCUGAGCCGGCACGACAUGCUGGCGUGGAUCAACGAAUCCUUGCAGCUGACGCUGACCAAGAUCGAGCAGCUGUGCUCAGGUGCUGCUUACUGCCAGUUCAUGGACAUGCUCUUCCCAGGUUCAGUAGCUCUCAAGAAGGUGAAGUUUCAAGCAAAAUUGGAACACGAGUACAUUCAGAACUUCAAGGUUCUACAAGCAGGUUUCAAACGAAUGGGCGUUGACAAAAUAAUUCCUGUGGACAAACUAGUGAAAGGAAAAUUUCAGGACAACUUUGAAUUUGUUCAGUGGUUCAAAAAAUUUUUUGAUGCAAACUAUGAUGGGAAGGAAUACGACCCCGUGGCUGCCCGACAAGGCCAGGAGACAAUGGCACCAAACCUCGUUGCUCCAGUGGUGAACAAACCCAAGAAACCUCUCGGUACUGGCAGUGCAGCCCCACAGAGGCCCAUUGUUGCACAGAGGACCCCAGCAACUCCCAAAGGCAGCACUGGGAUGGUCAAAAAGGCUGCGGGAGAUGAUGAAUCAGCGGGAUUGAUUGAGCAGAUCAACGUGUUGAAGCUUACUGUUGAAGACCUGGAGAAGGAGAGGGAUUUCUACUUCGGCAAAUUGCGGAACAUUGAGCUGAUCUGCCAGGAGAACGAAGGCGAGAACGACCCAGUGCUGCAGAGGAUUGUGGAAAUUCUUUAUGCCACAGAUGAAGGCUUUGUGAUACCUGACGAAGGAGCGCCGCAGGAGGAGCAAGAAGAGUAUUAACAGACCACACACUGUACCAGCAGAGCAGCAACAUCGGAAUUCUGUGCCCCAGAUCAUGUGCUUAACUGUAAAAUACUCCACUUUAUUCUUAGAGGACUCACUGGUUUCUUUUCAUAAGCAAAAAAAGUUACCUCUUCUUAAAGUGCACUUUGCGGAAGUUUCACUCUUUUUGCAGUGGGUUUGAGUUAGAAACUCUCUCACUCUGUAGCAGAGCAGUAUUCACAUCUAGGUGGUAUAUUUAGGGAGCAAGAGGCUGAACGUUUGGAACUUGUUGGUUUGCUGGUAAACACUGGUUCGUGGAAAGACUUUUUUUGUACCUGAGGUGGUGUGUAGUAGAGAACGUAAAGACUGACUCAUGGAAAGAUGGAGUUCAUGUGAAAUUGCAGCACGGAAAUGAUAAUAAAAUGCCUUAAGAGUAUUUAAAAUAUGCUUCCAAAUGCCAAAAUUGAAGUAAUGUGACAGGAGAUUUUAUGUGCUUCAUCCUGGGGAGACGCUCCGCUCCCCUCCCUGCUGUCCGAGGGGCUCUUAAACAAACCUCCAUUCCUGCAUAAAGCUGCUUACCGAGUGAUUAGUUCUCAAUGAAAUAGGCCUUAAUGUUGCCUGUCACAAGAUUAGAGGGAGUAUGAACAGCUGAGACACAUAAAUUACCUUGAGGACUGCUAAAGCAUUUUUUUACUAUGGCAUUGUGGCUGAUGGCUUUGCCAAAACGUACUGUGUUUUCUGUAUUAAAGAAAAAAAAAAGCUCCAUAAAUGAAAGCAGAGGGCACCAGUCUUACUGCCUACAAGGUUCUUCUGAAGUACUUUCCUCCUUUCUGCUUGUUCUGUUUGUUUCUGUUGGUUUGCUUAUGGCCUCGCACCCUUCCCUUCCCAUCCCAAGGUGCUCUGGUCCAACCCCGUGGUUGCAGCAGGGUUGGGCUGUGUGCAGCUCAUAGAAUGAAAGUGAAUUGAGCACAUGAGGAUGAUGAUUUUCUCUUUUCUUUUCUGUUUUUUUCUCAGACCAGGGCUUAUCUAAUAGUAACACUUGCCAGUUCAGUGGUCUUCUGGGGUCAAAACUAAGAGAUGCUGGCUAACAGAGCUAAUGUUAUUGCAGAAAAUACAGUACUGAGACUAACUUAAAUAUUAAUAUUUAAAGUACUUUCUUUAAUUGUCCCUUUUUUUUUUUUUUUUUUUUUUUUUUUUUGCUCUCAUGCCCCCUCAUUACUGUUGUGUUUUUGGCAAGAUCCUGCAAGACUUCUGAUUCCCCUCCACUACUGAGAUCCAUCAGUCCUGUUGUGCUGUAUUCAUUCGUUCCUGGUGGUAGCUUGUCCUAAAACGUGUGUAGGAGAGCAUCUUAUGGUAAUUGUUGUGUAGUGCAUGAAUCUUUGUGAAAUUCAGAGAAAAACCCAAAUUCAGUGAAUGCCAAAAAAAUGCAAGUAUCCAGCCAUUGUUUGAAAUUGCAGUGGUGCUAUUUCUCUUGUGGCCUUUUAGACUUUCGUUGCCCUAAAACUCCAUUUUACUGAGAAAACCAUAUUUGACUUGGAUUUUUCUUGACAGGGUUUUUCUAUUUUAAGCAGUUUCUAAAUAAAGUUCUGUAUUUCAAGAGUG